AUGGCGGCGGGCGAGGGCGGCGGGCGAGGGAACGGCGAGCGGGCGAGGGAGCGGCGGUCGUCGGGCCGACGACGAGCAAGCUGGGAACGAAGCGAGGCGGCGGCGACGCACACGUACGUCGGCCGACGGCGCGCGACGACGGAGGCGGCAGAGGCGGCGUGCGAGGGCGGCGAGCGAGGGCGGCGUCGAUGGCGGCGGGCGAGGGAGGCGUCGAGGGCGGCGGCGUCGAGGGGCAGCCUGACGGCGUCGAGGGGCAGUCGUCUAAGGAUCGCCGCACGUGGUCCCCUAUAUAUUCGCGCGACGCGAAACGGCCGCGCAUUCUUCUCCAUCGCGCCGAAGACACAGACGCCCCCGCCGCCCGCCGAAGACGACGAGCGCCGUCGGGCUACCCUCCCUCGCCGCCCGCCGUCGUCCCUCGCCGCCCUCGCAUCGACGUCGGCGCCCCUUGCGCAGGUCUCUCUCUCCGCCGGCGCGCUCUCUCCCCGCGGCCGCCGCAUGCCGCGCGCACACAUCGCCGCCGCGCGCACAGUCAUCCCUCGCCGCCGCGCGCCGGCCUUCUGUGUAUGUUUAUCGCGGCGCCGCCGCACGCCGUACUCAUCGCCGCCCGGCCCGCGCGGCGCCGUGUGCCCCGCCGGCCCCCUCGCGCGCGCAGCAAACAGAGAGAGAGAGAUCGAGGAGGGGGCGCGCUAG
This is a messenger RNA of Lolium perenne, 690 nucleotides long. The record is from RefSeq and is a predicted model, not a curated record. NCBI's taxonomy places the organism in Eukaryota, Viridiplantae, Streptophyta, Magnoliopsida, Poales, Poaceae.